AUGACUGCCUUGCUUUACAGCAGCUUCUUGCAUCUUAUAGUCCAAAGAAUAUUUGAAAUGCUUUCAAGAAGUGAUCUCGAUGCACAUGAAUAUCUUCAUUUAGAGAAGGAGAUACCAGAGGGUAAACUUACAGAUCGUGAAAUAAUUAAUGUUAUUUUAAAUGAAGAGAAGCAUAUGACAGAUGAAGAUAAAUCUAUACCUAUAUUGGAAAAAGUUAGUUUAACAGAAGUAGAAAAUGCUGCAGAUAAAAUGAUGAGAUUUUUAUAUGAGCAAGAACCAAAGUUUGGUGAAGUAAACAAAAAAUUAAAAGUUUUAAAGAGAUUGCAUAAGUGA
Molecule: messenger RNA, 333 nt
Organism: Funneliformis mosseae
Lineage: Eukaryota; Fungi; Glomeromycota; Glomeromycetes; Glomerales; Glomeraceae
Source: the annotation of a GenBank genome assembly